Anisakis simplex (herring worm) is the source of this 906-nucleotide messenger RNA. Lineage: Eukaryota; Metazoa; Nematoda; Chromadorea; Rhabditida; Anisakidae. The record is from the annotation of a GenBank genome assembly.
AUGUCUGCAAGCGAGAUAAUGUCAGCGGUUCACCGAAUGGAUUUGGAAGCAUUACCGCCAGAAAGUGUUGAUAUUCUUCUGAAAAUAGCACCAACUCAAGAUGAAAUGACACGUUUCCGUCGAUAUGAAGCCGAUCAUAAGAAUACGUCUGAUUUGUCGGAAGAGGAUCAGUUCUUGGCACAGUUGGUCAAGAUUGAACGCUUUGAACAUAAGGUGAAAAUCAUGUCGUUCAUGGCUACUUUUGAAGAGAGUGCUGACUUGCUCGAACCGCAAUUCGUCAAUUUAACAGCUGCAUCGAAAUGUGUUCGUGACGCCGUCAAAUUCCAUAAGGUGCUCGAGGUGAUGCUUGCGUACGGUAAUUAUAUGAACAGUGGACGUAAAGGGGCCGUUUACGGUUUCAAGAUAUCAAGUUUGGACACGCUGUCGGGUCUGAAAAGUUCCGUUGAACGAUCUCUAUCAUUGCUGCACAUAAUAACCGAUUCGAUAGCGCGUUCAUUCCCUGAUCUGCUGGAUUUUGCUACAGAGCUGAAAUUCGCUGAUAAGGCUAGUGGAAUUAUGUGGGAGGCAGUAUUGGCUGAUAUGCGUGAAGUUGAAACAAAUUUCGGGUUAGCAAAAAAAGAACGAGACUUGAAGGGGAACGAUUGUCCGUCAACUUUGGUAACAUUCAUUGAUAAGUGUCAACAGCGAAUCAAUCAUCUGCAAGUUCAAUGCAAAACCGCAACGGAGGCAUUCAAUGCUUGCGUUGAAUUUUAUGGUGAAUCUGCACGAAGUCAACAACCACAUACAUUCUUCUCAAGACUUAUUGAUUUCACGAAGAAAUUCCAUCAAGCCGUUCAAGAUAAUGAAGCGAGACACGCCGCUGAGCAGGUUUAUGCUUCACUUUGCCUACUAAUCACUGAUCACUGA